This is a messenger RNA of Talpa occidentalis (Iberian mole), 2481 nucleotides long. RefSeq names its product patr class I histocompatibility antigen, A-126 alpha chain-like. Gene Ontology annotation, cellular component: external side of plasma membrane. Gene Ontology annotation, biological process: antigen processing and presentation of endogenous peptide antigen via MHC class I via ER pathway, TAP-independent; immune response; positive regulation of T cell mediated cytotoxicity. Gene Ontology annotation, molecular function: signaling receptor binding; peptide antigen binding. Lineage: Eukaryota; Metazoa; Chordata; Mammalia; Eulipotyphla; Talpidae. The transcript is spliced from 8 exons. The record is from RefSeq and is a predicted model, not a curated record. The annotation marks the transcript as partial.
AGGCCGGAGGAGGGGCUGGAGUGGCCGAGCGGACGGAGCGCGGCGACGACUGAGCGCGGAGAGCGUGACGACACCAACGGGGCUGCUGGAGCCGUUUCACUUCUCACAACCUGGGCGGGUCCUCCUUCCUGGAUACUGGUGAGUCACCCCAGGGCUCACUCCCCAUUGCCUGGAGGUCUCCAGAGCAGCCAAUCAGCAGCCCCGCGGCUCCAGUUCCAAAGCCCCCACCCACCCGCUGGGACUCCGUGGAGGCGCGUCCUGGGGGAUGGGGGGCGCAGCCCUCCUGCUGCUGCUCGCGGUGGCCGAGGCCCGAGGGAGACCCGGGCGGGCCCCCACUCCAUAAGGAUUUUCCACACCACGAUGUCCCGGCCCGGCCCCGGGGAGCCCCGCUUCAUCUCCGUGGUCUACGUGGACGACACGCAGUUCCGGCGGUUCGACAGCGACUCUCCGGGCCAGAGCUUGGAGCUGCGGGCGCCCUGGGCUGAGCAGGUGGAGCAGGAGAAGCAGGAGGAGUGGGACGAGGACGCGCGGGUCCUAAGGGAGCGCGCACUGUGGUACCGAGCGCGACUGGACGCCCUGCACGGCCUCUACAACCGGAGCGAGACCGGGUCUCACACCUUCCAGAUGAUGUCUGGCUGCGACGUGGGGCCCGACUGGCGAGUCCUCCGCGCGUACAGACAGUACGCCUAUGAUGGCGCCGAUUACCUGGCCCUGAACCCGGACCUGCGCUCCUGGACCACUGUGGACACAGCCGCUCAGAUCUCCCAGCGCGAGUGGGAGGCCCUGGGUGAGGCAGAGAGAUUCAGAAACUAUUUGGAGUACUGGUACUUGAGGUGGCUGCGCACAUGCCUGGAGUACGGGAAGGAGACUCUGCAGCGCACGGAACCCCCAAGGACACGUGUGACCCACCACCCCACCUCUGAGUAUGCGGUCACCCUGAGGUGCUGGGCCCUGGGCUUCUACCCUGCGGACAUCACCCUGACCUGGCAGCGAGAUGGGGAGGACCUCACCCAGGAGAUGGAGCUGGUGGAGACCAGGCCUGGAGGAGAUGGAACCUUCCAGAAGUGGGCAGCUGUGGUGGUGCCUUCUGGAGAGGAGCAGAGAUACACGUGCCACGUGCAGCAUGAAGGCCUGCUGGAGCCCCAAGUCCUGAGAUGGGUGCCCCCUCCUCAGUCCUCCAUCCUCACCGUGAGCAUCAUUGCUGGCCUGGUUCUCCUUGUUGCUGUGCUCACUGGAGCUGCAGUGGUUGCAGCUGUGAUGUGGAGGAAGAAGCACUCAGGAUUAAAAGAUUCCUUUAGGUCUUCUGACCUGACUGCUCCCUGGUCUCCCAUGAUGCUUCUUCCCACAGUAGGACAAGGAGGAAGCUACACUGAGGCCGCAGGCAGCGACAGUGCCUAUGGCUCUGAUGUGUCUCUCAGCCCCUAAGGAUCUUUUACAAUGAACCCGAUGAGGCUCCUGUUGUGCGCACCCUGGGCAGCAGGGUGAUGGUGUCACUGUUGUUCUUAACUGUGAUAUUGAGCAUUUGUUCAUAUAUUUAUUUUUCUAUGUCUACAUAAGUUGCUAUGUCUAUAAAUAAUAAUAAAUAAAAUAAAAAAUUUAUUUAUUCAUGCAUACAAGAAAUGGGGUACAGGCCAGAUGCACGGGAGGUGAUCAGAUUCACCAGAGACAGAGUGGGGAACAGAACAAGCAGACUGAUGAAAUACACUGCUGAGGGGAGCAGCGGGUGAGACAGGAGAGGUCUGCCGCACCAUGUGGGAUUCUUGCCUGCUGGCUGGGAUCUAACCUACACUGCAGAUGCUGCGGACAGCCUCACAGUGCUGCGCUCAACCACCAGCGCCACCAAGGGAGGCCUGGAAGUCAAUUUUUUUUUUGCUAUAUUUAUAACACUGUUUUUUUGUCCUUAUUAAAAUUGGGUUAUAUCUUGCUGAUCAUUGAGUUUUAAGCAUUAUUUGUAAAUUCUUGAUACAGUGCUUUAUCAGUUUUGUAAUAUGCAAAUGUUUCUCCCCACUCUGUGACUGAACUCCUUUACUGACGGGAAAGCAAGCAUUAUUGUCCAGACAGAAGCAUGGAUAUAUUUUUUUAGAAAAGAAAAGAUAAAUUUCUAAUUGGUUUUGAGCAGAUACUGGCUGACUGGGAUGUUGGGGGAUGGAAGGGAAUGACUGACUUAUGCAUAUCCUUGAGUGUUAUUUAAAUGUUCUUGCAUGAGCAUGAAAUAUGCUUUCAAAACUAAAUUACACUUCAUUCCUCAAUUUAUAAAACUCUUCACACAUCAUGUCCAAAUCACGUAUUAAGAUCAGACUGGCACGUGGGCUACAAGUGAGGGACCCGCACAUCAUAGUUGCACAGUCAUGGUUUCUCUCAGGGGUCACCCUGGUGGUGUUCGUUCUGUGGGUGUUGGACAAAUGUAUAAUGACCUGUGUCCAUCAUGAGAAUAUCAUGCAGAGUAUUUUCACUGUCCCUAAUGUCUUCUGUGCUCCAAGG